Molecule: messenger RNA, 3942 nt
Organism: Talaromyces amestolkiae
Lineage: Eukaryota; Fungi; Ascomycota; Eurotiomycetes; Eurotiales; Trichocomaceae
Exons: 1
Coding region: 1-3942 (1313 amino acids)
Cellular component (GO): cytoplasm
Molecular function (GO): protein binding
Source: RefSeq, a predicted model, not a curated record
AUGUCUGCGAGGACACAGCGGGGAAACUCCAUUCACGGAGCACACGCAACAGCUGGCGCAAACCAAUUCGUAGGUAACAACUUCUCAGCUAGCGGCAACAAUAUCAUCAACCUCUCCAAUACCGAAGACACCGAGGCCACUGCGAAAAAGAAUUGCCUGCGCGCGCUCUUUGUCUCGAGCCCGGCCGACGAUCGAGCCAAGCAUCUCAGCUUCAAGGGCCAGGUCAUCUCAGCGACAUGCCAGUGGCUCACUGAGACCGAGGGGUACCGGUGCUGGCUGGAUGUCCAAUCGAGGGUGAAUCUCCUCUGGUUAUGCGGCGGACCAGGUGUCGGCAAGACCAUGCUGUCCAUCUACAUCACCCAAGAGCUGGAGAAGUAUCGAGCCGAGAGCCUGGUGCUGUACUAUUUCUGUGAAGGUCGCGAUCCCAAGCGGAAUUCGCCCAUUCAAAUACUGCGCGGCCUGAUUUACUCGCUCGUUCAGCAGCGGCCGGCAUUGAUUGAACAUUUGCUGCCGGAUUACGAGGUCCAAGGCGAUGCUCUAUUCGCACCAGAAGCAAUCGAAUCGCUUUGGAGGAUUCUCAUGAAGAUGAUUGGCGAUCGUCGGGUUGAUCAUGUCUACUGUCUCGUUGAUGGAAUCGAUGAAUGCGCAGCAACUUCGAUGAGCCAGCUGGAGCAUCUGCUGGCCAAGUUCCAAGCUUUGUCCGUGGCCGAGAGUGCUACUUUAAAUCAGUCUGCAAGAGAAGGUAUAAAGACGCCAGAAUCAAAAUUUAAACUCGCCUUGAUUUGUCGCGAGCAGCCUGAGGUCAUUCCACAGAGAUUGUCGCGAUACAUCCGUAUUCGAAUCGGCAAGCCAGUUGAUUGUAAUCCACGACGCAGCGACAACGAGCAAUUCGAGGAAGUCAAUUCCCAAGACGUGGCGACAGCAGAGAUACCAGCUGUUGCCGCAGCUUCAGACCUACCGCCGCAAAAAGAGACCAACAGCGGUCAACAACUCAUUUUAAAGCCACCUACUACUACUAAUGAUCUUUCUCAACCACUGCAUAUCUACAUUGAGGAGAAGGUACGAGCUCUCUCGGCUUUUAGGGGUCAUGACAGAGACGUACAAGCAUUUCUCGAAGAAAGCUUAAAGAAGCGCGGCGACGGCACGUUCAUUUGGGUCGACAUGGCUGUCGAACAGCUGCGCAAAUCUGCCUUACAUGAAAAAACUGAGAACACGUUUAGGAACCUACCAAAUGGUCUAAAGGGUAUGUACUGUCUCACGCUGCUUCAGAUUUGUCCAGAGCAAAGUCAACUUGUCUCAAUGGUACUGGGAUGGAUUACUGUCGCAAUGCGACAAAUGACCGUCAAAGAGUUGACGGAACUCAUUUGCAUGACUGUCAAUCAGCCCGAAGGAAAGACCAAAGAUGAAGUCGGUGCAGAGAUCAAACGAGCAAUCGAGGCAUGCGGCAAUCUCGUGAGCAUAAGCGCAGGCGAUGAAGUGAAACUGGGUCAUCAAACCGCGAAAGAUUUUCUGACGAGCCCUUCGUCGCCAAUUUUGACAAAUGCCCCUCUCCAUCAAUUUUUUGUCCAAGAAACGGACAAAAAUGCUGAACUGGCCCAGUUGAGCUUCCGGUAUCUUGAAAGAUCGGUUCUUUCAAAGGAUUGGAUUAAGAUGGAGUAUAAAUUGGACGAAGAUCCGGAAAGGAAGGAACUCACAAUCAAAGGCAUAGACCAAGAGCCUUUCCUCUCCUAUGCCACCUUGUAUUGGACAGAUCACGUCAAACAAGCUGGCAGAGGAAAAGUCAACUUCAACGUGCCAUUCUUCGAGAACAAGGAUCGCACUGUUCGCAGGAACUGGUGGCGCUGCGUGUGGGGGAUGCUGAACAACCGUGACGGCAUCCAGGCUCCUUCUAAAAUGUCGAUAUUGCACGUUGCGGCUUGGUUUGAUAUUAUUGAGCUCGCAGAAUACAUAUCGGCUAAGCCAGACUUUGAGAAUCGGAUUGACAAGUAUAACGCCGGACUCGUGACGCCUUUGGAGAUCGCUGCCGAGCGAGGUAGUGCUAAAGUGUUUGAAUUCCUGCUCGAUUGCGGUGCCAAUACAGUAUUUGUUUACAAUAAUGCCCUCGAAAUUGCAAUAAGACAGGGACAAACAGCAAUCGUGCAAAUCUUGCUUGAUCGUGACUUUCACUUCGAUGUCUUUGAGGCCUCAAUCAGACCGAAGAACGCGGCUGAGCUUGCCUUACUGCCUGUCGUGGCUGCUUGUAGUGCAGUUCUCCUAUUUACGCCACGGAAGGUCAGGAAGAAACUGUUUGCACCAUCAAACAAAAAAGCUUCAGAUUACUCAUUGUCUGAGUUCCAAGCCGAGCAAGGUGAUAGAGACGCAGAACUUUCGCCACUAUACACUGCAUUAUGUUGUGGCCAUGAAGCAGUCGCCAAAGCCUUGCUUGUUAAGGGUGCCAGUGUGGAAGAGACCACAAGGAGAGGUUGGACGGCGGUGCAUUUUAGUGCGUGGUCCGGCGACGAAAGAUUGCUUGCGCUCGUGCACAGCUAUGGAGCGGACCUGGAUGCAAAGACCAAGGAUGGUCGCGUCGCUAUGCAUAUUGCCGCAUGGCGAGGUCGGAUCGAUUCCAUCGAGUACCUGCUGAAGCAAGGGAAACCGGUCGAUGUAGCUACGUCUCAGCUCGAAACGCCACUGCAUCUGGCGGCAGGCCAGGAUCACACUGAACUUGUUCGGACGCUGCUAUCGUCGUGGGGUGCGAAUAUUGAGGCUUGCACAUCUAUAGGGUUCACGCCUUUGCAUACGGCAGCCAAAGCAGGAAAGGUGGACACAGUGAAAGUCUUGCUCGAACACGGUGCGAACCGAGAGGCUCUGACGGCCUCGCGCCAAACGCCUCUGAAAGUAGCCCAGCAAGCCGGGCAUAACCAAGUCGUCGUGAUUCUUCGCAACUAUCGGCCCUACUCUGCUCCAGGCGUCUCGACUCCAGCUUCGCCUCCUCCAUCCGCAUAUAAGUCGACUUCGCCCCAGUCCACGUCAGCAGUUUCAUCAGUUCAAUCUUUACAUCAACCGACACCUCAGUCUGGCGCUGGAGUCCCUAUUCCAAACUCGUCCUCUCAAUCCCUACAUCAAUUAAGUCCAUCUCAGUCUGUCCCAAGAAUCUACACUCCAGCUCCUUCUCGACCAAUAGAUGAACCGAUCACAACUCAAUCUGCACCAAACAUCGCAACUCCAACCUUGUCUCCUCAACCUUUAUACCAACCGACACCUCAAUCUGCACCAGCAGCCUUAUCUCCAUCCCCGUACCAUCCUCCUAUGCAGAACUAUUAUAACGAGAGGAUUCCUCAUGAACGACCACCAUCGCAAGUAUGUCAAUGUGCAUCUCCUGACCAAACUCCGCAGGGACACUUUCCCAGUCCAAUACCGCCGGCCUCAGUCUUCAACUUCGCACAAGUCCAACCGAGUUCUGGACAACAUGCGCAUCAACAGGGGUCAUCGCUGCAUGGAAAUCUACAGACAUUAUCACUCCGUGAUCGUCCGCCAUCAUCUCGUCAUACCUACUCGAGUCCAGAACAAUACACUCACAGCCAGAACUCAUCUUCAUACACCUAUCCCCAGCCCGCAUCUUUCAGUAUCCCGCUCCCUCCUCCACGACCGCCAGCUACGUACAACCACUCAAGUCCGGAGCAACAUUAUACUUACAGACAAUGCCCUUUGCAGCAUAGCUGUCCACAGCCCUUUCAUCCUCCACCGUCACCUCAUUAUACCUCUAUGAAUCCAGAGCAGUAUUCUCAUGGGCAAGAGUCAUCGCCGCAUGGCCACCUGCAACCAAAACCACUCGGCAGUCCUCCACCGUUACCUCCGCGAUCGGUCUCGGCGACGCCUUCUGAAGCGCGCCAUCCACCGCCGCCGCCGCCGCUCCCGCAGAGAUCUUAUAUUGCUCUUCCGGAGCCGUCUCAGUACAUUUAG